Molecule: messenger RNA, 1862 nt
Organism: Parasteatoda tepidariorum (common house spider)
Lineage: Eukaryota; Metazoa; Arthropoda; Arachnida; Araneae; Theridiidae
Product: ubiquitin-conjugating enzyme E2 S
Source: RefSeq, a predicted model, not a curated record
UUUUUAUCGUAGAAUAGUCAGCUAUUCAUUUGUUGUUACGUCUGAUUUGAAAUUGAGUAAUUUUCAACGGUUUUUUAGUUUUCUUGACUAAAAAUGAAAAAAAUUCGAUUAUUAUAGAUCAUAUUUAGGAAACUUAUUAGUAUAAACGAGUUUUAUUCAUAUUUGUUUUUAAUAUUAUAUUUUUACUGCAUUGGACUAAUAUUGGGGUAAAAUUGGAGAAUGUCGGGAAGCUCCAAUGUUGAAAAUCUUUCUCCUCAAGUUAUUCGACAAGUUUCCAAAGAACUUUGGGAGCUCUCUUCUAAUCCUCCUGAAGGUAUCAAAAUCUGCAUCAAUGAAGAAGAUAUCACUGACAUUCAAGCUACAAUUGAAGGCCCAGCUGGAACACCAUAUGCUGAUGGCUUAUUUCGUGUGAGACUAGUGUUGGGUAAAGAUUUUCCAUCAGCACCUCCAAAGGGCUAUUUCGUAACUAAAAUUUUCCACCCUAAUGUUGCUAGAAAUGGAGAAAUUUGUGUCAACACCUUGAAAAAAGAUUGGAAAUGUGAUCUUGGAUUAAAACAUAUUUUAUUGACUAUAAAGUGUCUUUUGAUUGUUCCCAAUCCUGAAUCUGCAUUAAAUGAGGAGGCUGGUAAAUUAUUGCUCGAGCAGUAUGACACUUAUUGUGAGCGAGCCCGUAUGAUAACGGAAAUCCAUGCUCGACCUCCCAAAUUUACUAAAGAAGGUCUCGAGGAGGAUCCACAGUCCUCCACUGGAUCUUCGGCGUCCAAGGGAGAUGGCCCCACUGCCAAAAAGCAUGCUGGCGAUAAGAACAAAAUGACAGUGGAGAAAAAAAAUCUCAAACUAUUGAAGGAAAAGAAAAGAACUCUUAAGAGAUUAUGAUGAAUGCCAACAACAAGACCAUCUCUCCUAUUUAAGACAUGGCUGUAACUUGUACAAGAGUUUUUAAGUUAUACUUUGAUGACAAGUGUUUAUCAUUUAGGUGUCACAAAAUUUAUUAUCGUAUUCAUUUGAAAGGUGUUUCUGAGUGUUCUGUACAGUUUCAUUACAAAAAUUUAUAUUUUAAUAUUUUUUAAUCCAUUAAUAUCAUUUGUCAUUGUGUGCAAAAAUCAAAACUUUAUGUCUAAAUUACCUAAUUUAUUUCUUAUUAAAAAUUAAUGUCCCUGCACUGUAACUUAUUUCACCAACAUACUUCGUUGUAGAAAUUCAUAGGUUUAAAUACAAUUUAUAAAAAAAUAACUGAUUAUUCAUUACAGUUAUUUAUCAAUUCAUUAACUUGUAUAGGAAAGUCAUGUCUUGUGAUAUUUUUUUAUUUAGCUUUCUCAUUUAAUAUAUUGAAUUUUAUUUUUUAUUGACAUUUUCGUCAACAUCUCUUGUCCUUUCCUUUUGUGAAUUGUAUAAAAUUUUUGGAUGUUCAUAACUGAAAUAAAUGAGAAGAAUGCUAGUUUUAAAAACAAGAUAUAACUGCAUCUGGUAACUUGCUUUGUAUGAGAUUAAUGUUAAAAUUCCCUUUGUAAUCUUUCUUUUCCCCCUCAAUGAUUGUAUGUUUAGAAACUUUUAUUCCAAAUUGCACAUUUAUAUACAUGUAUUCUCAUAUAAUGUUUUAUACAUAUUUUUACAUACUUGUGUACAUUUUUGAAUAGUGAAAAGUAAUUAUUUAUUACUAAAGUUACUAUAAAUGUGUAUGUUGAUUUUUGUGUUAGUGCAAUAUAGGACCAGAUUCAGUUCAGUGGAUACGUAAUUCUAUCAACAUGCUGUAUGUAGUGUAUGCUUUAUUUAAAACAAGCCAAAUAGCAUACAAAUUGCAUAUAGUCUAUUGAGUAACCUUUAUGAUUUAUGUCCAAUAAAUAAAAACCUAUACUGACUAA